GUGCGAUGAAAAUCUUCAUUUAUCUCAGUCUGGUGAUCAUCCCAUCUAUUCUGGCAGACGUUCCAACAGGUUGUGCCACGAUCAAGAGUGUAGAAUCUGGAAAAUACCUUGCUGCUGACACCAAAACGCAAGGAGAGAAACUUAAAUUUAUCGUUGGCAAAAAUGAUGGCCAGGAACAGUGGGAAAUUGGUAAAGGUGACGAGGGUUACACUGUGAUGCAUAAAAAGAGUGGCGAAUUCAUGAUGGCUUUUGGAGCAGAUUUUGAUUCUAUUAGGUCUGUCUACUCCGUUAAACCUGAAACAACGGUUCAUACGAAAAAUUGGAAGAUUGAGCAAGUGGGAGACCAUUACAGCAUCAGUAACGUCAAACAUCCAGGAUGUCUGCACAUUGGAGAGUACGAUAAUGCUUACACCAAGGAUAAGGGAAACUGUUCAGAGGAUCAGUACAAGUGGGAAAUAAAGUCGUGCUGAUUGCUUUUUAUUUAAACUUGUUAGAUUCUGCAGCUAUCCAUUGAUAAUUAUGA
Culex pipiens pallens (northern house mosquito) is the source of this 523-nucleotide messenger RNA. RefSeq lists its product as uncharacterized. Bases 6 to 470 code for a protein of 154 amino acids. The record is from RefSeq and is a predicted model, not a curated record. The transcript has a single exon. Lineage: Eukaryota; Metazoa; Arthropoda; Insecta; Diptera; Culicidae.